This is a messenger RNA of Gopherus flavomarginatus (Mexican gopher tortoise), 792 nucleotides long. RefSeq lists its product as uncharacterized. The record is from RefSeq and is a predicted model, not a curated record. Lineage: Eukaryota; Metazoa; Chordata; Testudines; Testudinidae. The transcript has 2 exons. The coding region runs from base 59 to 715 and encodes 218 amino acids.
UUCAGAGCAGGGAGAAGUGGGGGAGGGUGUAGAGGAAGCCGACAGUGAGGCUACUGGCAUGGAGGGAGACACCCCGGAGUCCCAGGAGGCAUGCAGCCAGGAGCUCUUCUCAAGCCAGGAGGAGGCUAGCCAGUCGCAGCAGCUGGAAGUUGCUGGUGAGGAAGAAGCUGAGGAGUGUGCUCGGGUGACCUUGACUAAUGCAGCCGGAUCACUGGCAUCACGUCGCUUGCAGAACUUGAGAAAAAAUCCACGAAAAUCAAAAGAAGAAUUGAUCAAAGCAGUUAUGAUUCACUACAACAGAGAAAGUAGAAAGACGCAGGAAUGGAGAGAGAAAAUGUAUGAGUGGAGGCAAACAGAAAGCAGGAGAAAGGAAUUGGCUACCAAAAAAACCUCAAAGCAGAUGAUAAGCCUCCUGGCUCGCCAAACUGAGUCUUUCGAGUCUCUCGUAGCCAUGCAGGCAGAUCUGUACUGUGGUAAUCCACACCCCUCCCAAAGCUCUCUUUCUUGUUCCCCAGUAUUUGCACAAAACACCUUUCUCCAGCAGCCAGUUUCUUAUUACCCCCAGCUGCCCCCAACACCUGUACGAUCACCUACCAGCCCUGACAACUACAAUUCUUACCCUGUGCACUCCACCCCCAUUACCCUACAGCAUAGUAAUCCUGAAGUGCAGCAGACAUUGAACAGUAAUCCAAACAGGACAUAUUCAAACCUCUGAAUGUACAGUCCACCACCCUAACCCCCCUGGCCUUUUAUGUACUGUACUUUGAAUAAAGGAUUUUUUGGCUUUUACAA